ACUCGUCGAUCGUAAGGCUAGCACUGAAUUGACAUUGUUUAUGUUCAAAACAUUGACACUUCAUCCAGUUGUAAACGAAGACGCAAACAAAUCAGAGGAAUUCAAUUUGCUGGAUAAACAGAAAGAGAGUCAACGUGCGGAGUGAAAAUGGAGGUCGUUAACCCAUGCUAUGCGAUAUUGAGCAAUUUUGAGGUUAUGGAAGCACUGAAAGAUAUCAAAGACCAACGAAGCAAAUUUGGAUUGAGAAAUCUGGCCACAAUUACAUACGAGACAAUUCGCUACUUGGAAGAAUCGCCGUGUAAAACACACACCAAGGAGAAAAUAAUGGGAUUUUUGAAUGCCGUAAAACCGUUCAAGCUCACCAAAGCCGAAUGCAUGAAUUUAAUCAAUGAUCCGCCAUCAACACCGUUACACAUUCAACUCCAAAUCGAAGACAGUGAAGAACGACUCACCGAAGAAGCUGUCAAUGAAAUUAUCAAUCUUUCCAGAGAAUGGCUCAUCCCACCACCGAUUGAAACUGUUUGAAUCAAAUAAUCAUAUUUAAACGACAAUUUUUUUUUUUGUAUUUCCUUAAGAAAAUUAUUAUUUAAAAACGGUUAGAUGUAAGAAAUGACACGAAUAAAAGUGUAAUUCGAUAAAGAA
Molecule: messenger RNA, 642 nt
Organism: Sitodiplosis mosellana (orange wheat blossom midge)
Lineage: Eukaryota; Metazoa; Arthropoda; Insecta; Diptera; Cecidomyiidae
Gene: Polr3I
Product: DNA-directed RNA polymerase III subunit RPC9
Exons: 3
Coding region: 148-525 (125 amino acids)
Biological process (GO): transcription initiation at RNA polymerase III promoter
Cellular component (GO): RNA polymerase III complex
Molecular function (GO): nucleotide binding
Source: RefSeq, a predicted model, not a curated record